UUGAUACAACUGAUGGGUUUAUAUAGCUGACUAACCAAACCUAUUUUGGUUUGACCUAGCUUCUAUACUUUUUAGUUUAUCUCAUAGUAUUAAUGUUAGUGGCAGGGUCUAUGGCUUAAAUUAUCAGUGACUUAAUAAUUGCCUGUCAUAUAAGCAAAUAAAAUAUAUACCUCCUUUUAAGUGGUUUAUUUCAGCUGAAACUGAUAAAGCCUCAAGACUAUGUAUCGUUCCCUGGAGCCUGUGGUUUGAGACUCCUGGCAGUCUCUGAGAAUUUGCCUACCUCCAACAAGCAUCUCCAGCAGUGGUCUGACUGUCCCAAGUACAGUAUCCAUUGGAAGCCAUCACUACGGUAUGGAUCCGGGCCACCACACUGCGUUCUUACUGGCCAUCCUCAUCUGCAUCCUCCUGCUGCUCCUUGCUGUGUCUGCCCUGCUUAUGUGCUACUGGAGGAGGACUGGAUUUAAAAUAAGAAAUAAAAAAACCUCUAUGAGACUUGGUAGACUGAGGAGAGAUCAAGCAACAUCCAUGAACAGCUUCACCUGGAACGUUACUGACCCAAAACAUCACAUUUAUAAUGACCUUGUAGAAUCUCAGGCAUUCUCCUUCCCAAUUACUGUGGACAGAAGUAGCCAUGGAAGCAAAGACCUGACUUCUAAUCUGUUUCUGGAUAGCCACAUAUUGAGUAUUAGUGAUAAUGAAGAAGGCUGUCAGACAUCCGAGCUGGUUAACAAGUCUGCAAGGAGGAAAAGUGAGAGCUCAGGACUGUACUCAGGGCUCCAGUGUAUGUUGUCCAAUGUGUUGGAGAAGCGUUCAAUAUUCAGCCUGAAGGCCAAAAGGCGCAGCUCUUCUUUGAAAAGUGGAGUGGAUUCAGAUAUGUUAAUGGUGCCUUUGGAGUCUCCAGUGCAUAUUUCCUCUAUGGCUGCUGGGCCUUUUCAAGCAGCAAGUUUGCCAAGAAACAUGAGUCGGUGCAGCACUCUACUAUGUGAGAAUUCCAGUGACCAGCAAUUUACGUGGGACACUGCUGGGUUGUCCAUUCUAAGCAGCCACGCGGCUCGUAGAGAGUCCUCUUCUGUGCCCUGUACUCUACAAAGGAAAUCUUGUGGUACUGAAGAAGACUCUAAAAAUGUGAUUGCUGUUCAGAAACCAGACUUCUUACAGCCAAAGGCCUGGUUUGUCUCCUUUGGAAACAGACCUAAAUCAGACGGAUCUCAACUUGAAGAUAAGGAACUUAACAAUGUAACCAGUUUAGACUCAGGAGUAGAUAUUAUAGAAGUACCAAGGAGAACCAGGUGUGGGGACACUUUACCAAAGCCAGUUCCUGCCGCUGAGAUUGAAAACCAUGUUCCCCUCAUUUUCAAACAACAUUUAGAUGAGAUUAAGAGCGAAAAUGAAUUACAAGAACAGACACCGGGAGAGGGCAAGGAACUGUAUAUAUCUCAUCAAGAGGCAGCAAGAAAGUUGAAUCCAGGACAUUAUGGUAGAAGUUUGUGGGAGAAAAGAGAAGAGCGGCCAUUAAUAGGAGUUAACUGAAUACAGUUUGUUGAACCGUGGCUUCUCUUUUUAACUGCAUAUUUUACAAUUAACAUUAGCAGCUACAGUGUUUGCGUGAUCUAUAAUAUAGGACUUCUUCUAAAUUGUCAUGCUUACCAACACACAUUUCUACUUCUAGUUUAAAAUAUUGAGGUCUUACUUCAAGGAUUUAUUUUUUAACAAUUUUUAUUUUUUAAUGUUGACUUCUCCCUAUAAGUGGACGCACUGAUUAUGAGUUUUAUUGAUCAUGGCAAAUGUAUAAGCAAACGUGUAUUUCUAGAUCACAACCUGCAAAUGGCAGAAAAGACAUCUGAUCACACCUAAAUUUGUUGUUUUGCUAUUUGAAAUGUUUUAUUUGUUUUACAAAUACAGAGUCUAGUAUGCUUAAUGUAUGUCUCUUUUUUUUUU
Molecule: messenger RNA, 1938 nt
Organism: Pseudophryne corroboree (corroboree frog)
Lineage: Eukaryota; Metazoa; Chordata; Amphibia; Anura; Myobatrachidae
Exons: 3
Coding region: 352-1530 (392 amino acids)
Source: RefSeq, a predicted model, not a curated record